AUGAUAUCAAAGGCUAGGAUUAAUGUGGAGGAUCAUGCUAAUGUUCAAUUUCGGAGCACUAACCAACCGGACUUGUGCCUUGAGAAGGGCAAAGCAGUGGCAUCUAUAGUGCUUGACAUUAAAACUAUGGAGACUAAUAAAAAGAGAGUUGCAGAUAAUCAAUUGGUACUUGUUACUGAGAUUGAAAGGAAUCCUCAGGUUGACUCUCAAGUCACAGAAAUCAUAGUCAAUCAAAUUGCCUCCCCCCAACAGGAUGUUGGGAGGAUUACAUCUAAGAACAAAUUUACGGACCUGAAUCUAGAGGGAGGGAAAAUUGUCGUGGACUUAGGCUCUAAAGCUCAAGCUAGUACCUCAAUCUACAAUGAGGGGACUAAGGAGAAGGAAAAAACAAAUGGAAGCAAACAUCCAUUGGGAAUGAAAGAAAGAGAGGCAAGAGAAGCUUUAAUGAGAUGCCAUAGAGAGCUAGACACUAACCCAGUUGAAACCGCUUGGAGACAAGAAGAAAUACAGCUCCUGAAGGACUAUACUCAAGCUGCCAAAGAUGAAGAAAUUUUUUGCAAGAAGAAAUCUAGAGUCCAAUGGCUCAAAGAAGGUGAUAGGAAUACAUCUUAUUUUUUCAAGACAAUGAAUAGCAAAAGAAAUAGGAAAAAUUUGUUUACUAUUGAUAGGGCGGAUGGAUCAAAGGCUGAGGGUGAACAAGCUGUGAAGGAAGAAGCUGUUAAUUAUUAUGUCAACUUAUUAGACCAAGCAAGACAUGUUGUCCCUGUUCAUGAGAGAAGAGCAGGUGCUGAUUCUGCUUCUACACAUGGCUUGCUGGUGCUGUUUUUAUUGGUGCAAAUGACUUUCUGGUGCUGUUUUUUUGGGCUUGUUGGUGCUGAUUUUUUGGUGCAUAUGGCUUGCGUGGUCUGCUAUGGUGUGUUGUGCUGGUGCUGA
Messenger RNA from Ilex paraguariensis (yerba mate), 933 nucleotides. Lineage: Eukaryota; Viridiplantae; Streptophyta; Magnoliopsida; Aquifoliales; Aquifoliaceae. The record is from the annotation of a GenBank genome assembly.